Molecule: messenger RNA, 1419 nt
Organism: Aspergillus melleus
Lineage: Eukaryota; Fungi; Ascomycota; Eurotiomycetes; Eurotiales; Aspergillaceae
Product: putative neutral amino acid permease
Exons: 3
Coding region: 1-1419 (472 amino acids)
Biological process (GO): amino acid transmembrane transport
Cellular component (GO): vacuolar membrane
Molecular function (GO): amino acid transmembrane transporter activity
Source: RefSeq, a predicted model, not a curated record
AUGGCGGCUUCUCCCGAUGACACAAAGGACUUCAAGAUUGCUGCGGCUAGCCCGCCCGCCGAUGACUUCGGAAUUGCCAAUUCGGAAGAGCUCAAGGGUGGAAGUGACCAAUAUGAGGUUUUCAAGAGAGGGGAUGGUCAGGUCGACUUCCGGACGGUGAGCUGGAUCCGCGCAUCGGCUAUCUUUCUUAAGAUGCUCUUUGCUACCGGCAUUCUCUCCAUCCCAUCGGUAAUGUACGAUCUCGGUGCCUUUCCGGGAGCCGUGAAUCUAGUAGGCUGGUGCCUCCUCAACGCAUACGGCGCUAUCAUCCUGGGAAACUUCCGCAAUCGGCAUCCCCAGUGUCAUUCGGUAGCAGAUAUGGCCCAAGUCAUCGGCGGGCCUAUCCUCCGGGAGAUCGUGGGAUUCAUGUUCAUCAUUUCAUACGUGAUCACGGCCGCCUCCGGCGUCAUCGGCGUCUCGGCUGCCUUCAAUGCUUUAUCGCUCCAUGCCAUGUGUACGGUCUGGUGGUCAAUCAUCGCGACGGUCAUCAUCGCUGCUUUCGCCAGCGUCCGGAAAUUCUCCCACAUUGGAUGGCUCACGUGGGUAGGCUUUUUCAGCGUUCUUGUGGCGGUUUUUAUCAUCGUUAUCGGCGUAACAACCCGAGACAGACCGGCUGUGGCCCCUCAGACCGGAGACUUCGACUUCGGUUACCGGGUCAUUGGCCAUCCUACCUUUGCAGCCGGCAUCACGGCCGCAGCGACGAUCUUCGUCUCCAGCUCCGCCACAUCCGCCUUCCUCCCAGUCAUCUCAGAGAUGCGCAACCCCAAAGACUACCCCAAAGCGGUCUAUCUCAGCAUGGGUUUCGUGACCGCCUCGUAUCUCAGUUUUGCACUGGUCAUCUAUCGCUGGUGCGGCAAAUGGAUCGCCUCUCCCUCGCUCGGCAGCGCCGGCGAAACCGUCAAGCGAGUCGCAUACGGCAUUGCAUUACCGGGUCUCAUCGUCAGCGGAUCUCUGUAUGUGCACGUUGCCGCCAAGUAUCUCUUCGUGCGAAUCCUGCGCAACUCAAAACACCUGCAAUCGAACAGUCUCACGCACUGGGGUACAUGGCUGAGUUGUACAAUCAGCCUUUCAGCGAUCUCGUUCGUGUUGGCCUCCGCGAUCCCGAUUUUCACGUAUGUAUUGGCGCUGGUGGGGAGUCUUUUCUUUGCGCCGCUGGCGAUCAGCCUGCCCGGGUGGUUGUGGCUGUAUAGUCAUGACCAUUAUCGACGCGGGGGUGUGAUGCGGAAGGUCGUGUACAGUCUACAUGUCGGUCUUGUUCUGUUAGGAGCGUUCAUGGCUGUCGGCGGGACGUAUGGGGUGAUUGUUCAGAUCAUGGAUGCUUAUAAAAGCGGGAAGAUCGAUAAGGUGUUUUCUUGCGCUGAUAAUAGUGGUUCGGUCUAG